Molecule: messenger RNA, 651 nt
Organism: Nicotiana attenuata
Lineage: Eukaryota; Viridiplantae; Streptophyta; Magnoliopsida; Solanales; Solanaceae
Exons: 1
Coding region: 1-651 (216 amino acids)
Source: RefSeq, a predicted model, not a curated record
AUGAUUCAAGAGGCAAAGGCCACACUGCACAAGGCCUUCAAAAUCAAGGACUUAGGAAACUUGAAAUAUUUCCUAGGCGUUGAAGUGUGCAGGUCUGGAAAGGGAAUCCUCCUGUGUCAGAGGAAAUAUGCUCUAGAGCUCAUAGCAGAACUAGGAUUGGCUGGUGCCAAGCCUACUAUCACACCAAUGGAGCAAAAUAAAAGGCUUACAACUGUUGAGUAUAAUGAGCAUUGUCACCUGGAAGGUGAUCCAACGCUGAAAGAUGUGAGCGGUUAUCAGAGAUUAGUUGGAAAGCUCCUAUACUUAACCUUAACAAGGCCUGACAUCGCGUAUAGUGUGCAAACUCUAAGUCAAUUUAUGCAAGCUCCCAAACAAUCUCACCUGGAAGCAGCAUACAGAGUAGUGAGAUAUGUUAAGAAUGAGCAUGGGCUUGGGAUCCUUAUGAAUGCAGUUGGGGACAUGACUCUUAAUGCAUAUUGUGAUGCAGAUUGGCCAAGUUGUUCUAACUCGAGGAAGUCAGUCACUGGGUACCUGGUGAAGUUUGGUGGAUCACUGAUAUCUUGGAAGUCCAAGAAGCAGACCACAGUGGCAAGGAGUUCCGCAGAGUCUGAGUAUAGAAGUAUGGCCUUAACUAUAUCUGAGCUAAUCUAG